Elgaria multicarinata webbii is the source of this 1043-nucleotide messenger RNA. It is a transcript of the gene DNAJC19, whose product is annotated as DnaJ heat shock protein family (Hsp40) member C19. The coding region runs from base 276 to 548 and encodes 90 amino acids. NCBI's taxonomy places the organism in Eukaryota, Metazoa, Chordata, Lepidosauria, Squamata, Anguidae. The record is from RefSeq and is a predicted model, not a curated record. Gene Ontology annotation, biological process: protein import into mitochondrial matrix. The transcript has 6 exons. Gene Ontology annotation, molecular function: ATPase activator activity. Gene Ontology annotation, cellular component: PAM complex, Tim23 associated import motor.
UCUGAGGAGAAAGAGAAGGGCCGACGGGGUUGUGCGCUCCGAGGCCCGUCUCGGCUCGACCAGAUUCUUUCCCCCGCCCCACUCUCCUCACGCGCGGCGGCGGCGGCGGAGCAGCACGGGAGCCAUGGUUAGUUCUCUGAUAGCCGCUGGUCUGGCAAUUGCUGCUGCUGGAUACGCAGUGGUAGCCAGCUGCUCCAGAAGAACCUGCAGAUCAGUCUCUAAGUAGCUGAAUUGGAAUUCUUCCCUUUCCUCGAGGUCGUUAUGCACUGCAAGCAAUGAAGCAAAUGGAACCACAAAUAAAGCAAGCUCUUCAGUCUCUGCCAAAAGCUACCUUCAAUGGUUAUUACAAGGGAGGAUUCGAAGCCAAAAUGAGCAAACGAGAAGCUGCUUUAAUAUUAGGAGUGAGCCCUACAGCUAAUAAAGGAAAAAUCAGAGAAGCUCACAGACGAAUCAUGCUUCUGAAUCAUCCUGAUAAAGGUGGGUCUCCAUAUGUCGCAGCCAAAAUCAAUGAAGCUAAAGACUUACUGGAAGGUCAAGCUAAGAAGUGAAAAUACAUCACCUGAUCAAUGACUUAAGAAUAUAUUUUUUAUAAAUAACCCAAUGAUGUCAACAAAAGAUGAAGCUAUGAUUUGUAUCAUGAGGAAUUUCUUGUUCCAGUGUAGGUCAUAUGCCUUUUUGAUUAUUUUCAGAAUUGAAUCUUAACUGCAACUUUCAGUAAACGAGCUGGGGAGCAGUGGGUGGAUUCUUGUCUAGAUAUGUGAAAGCUUUCUAAAGUAUUGGCCAGUUUGAUUAAUCAGAUGCUGGUGUCUGAGGUUCAUGCUGCCAUGAUUUAGGUUGUCAGUGGUAAUAAGAUAAUACCAACAUCCAUGACAAGGUUGAAAAAACUACUUUUGAGUUUUAUUAUGUGGAGUUUUCCUCAUCAGGUAAAAUGCAGUUGUAUGAAGUAACUUAUUUGGACCUUCUAUCUAGUAUAUACCUAAUUUGACACCCUAAGCAUUUUUAUAAUUGUCAUGGUUUCUGAGCAAUAAAAUUGUUUUAAGUAA